Molecule: messenger RNA, 6274 nt
Organism: Carassius gibelio (silver crucian carp)
Lineage: Eukaryota; Metazoa; Chordata; Actinopteri; Cypriniformes; Cyprinidae
Product: alpha-mannosidase 2x
Exons: 24
Coding region: 802-4335 (1177 amino acids)
Biological process (GO): N-glycan processing; protein deglycosylation; mannose metabolic process
Cellular component (GO): Golgi membrane
Molecular function (GO): carbohydrate binding; alpha-mannosidase activity
Source: RefSeq, a predicted model, not a curated record
AGAAAACUUCACUUCCCACAAUGCUCUGUUCCGUUCUCAAGCUCUCGCAUAGGAUCACAGACGUCUUUCUGGAGGAAAUAACGGGGGCUUGGCUUUCCGUUUCUGAGGCUUUAGAAAGAGGAAACACGGAAGAAAGACCUUCAGAUUAGCCCUAUUCAUUCGUUUUCUAAAAACUAGGUUUGGUUUUGGCUUCCAUCAAGAACUCUUCCAUUAAGAUUCCCUUUUGUAGCCUUCUCAGUUCUAUGUAGCCAUUCCUGGAAGCUCUCCAUUUCGGACGUGUGAUUGGUUGAGCUGUUUACCAGUGCUGGAGGAAAGGCCUAAUCCCAGAUCCUUCUGGAGAGCGUUAAGACACUGCCUGACUGGAAGCUGACGGGAUUAACUUCAUAUUAGAUUUGUGAGACAAGGGAAGACGAACACCUGCUUGUUAUUACUGGCAAAUCCAGGCCAACCCUGCUCUGGGUUCCACUUGCGUUUUGGAUCUUGUCUGCGAGACGCCACUUUCCAUUGUCAGAUUUGGCAGACUUUCUCCUGUUGUAGGACUCCAGAAUCCAUAAUCAUUCAGAAUAAAGACUAGAGACUUUGCUGGAUACGUUAUGAUAUUAAAAGCAUAGUGCACAAGCAGAUCAGCAUCAUCAGUGUCUGAGAAAACACAUCAGCCAAGCUUCAUUCUGCUCUGGUCCUUCCUCUGCUCAGUGGAAACCUGCAUUCGUUGCGAUGGCUCCUCAGCCGACUCAGACAGGAGUGAGCACUGCUCUGUGAAGGACUACACUCGACUCUCAUCCGUCAGAUAAGAAGAGGAGGAUGAAACUGAAGAAGCAGGUGACCGUUUGCGGCGGGGCCAUCUUCUGUGUGGCCGUCUUCUCUCUCUACCUGAUGUUGGACCGCGUCCAGCACGAUCCCGCCAGGAGACAGAGCGCCGGGAACUUUCCUAGGAGCCAGAUUUCGGUAUUGCAGAACCGCAUCGAGCAGCUGGAGCAGCUCCUGGAGGAGAACCAUCAGAUCAUCAGCCAUAUCAAAGACUCUGUGCUGGAGCUCACCGACACGGGGGCCAUCUCUCCCAGCGGGCAUCUCCCCUUCCGUAGCGCCAAUGGCUCCUGGGUGCUGCCCUUUGAUGGCAGGCCCACCUUUCUCUCCGUCAAGCCGCUGGAUUGCCAGUUCGCACUGGGCCGCAGGAGCCAAACUGACCUGCAGAUGCUGGAUGUGUACUCCUUGCUGAGCUUUGAUAACGUGGACGGAGGUGUGUGGAAGCAAGGUUUUGAGAUCACCUACGAGCCCAACGAGUGGGACGACGAGCCCCUGCAAGUGUUUGUGGUCCCUCAUUCGCACAACGAUCCAGGAUGGAUCAAAACAUUUGACAAGUACUACAGUGACCAAACCCAGCAUAUCUUCAACAACAUGGUGGUCAAACUGGCCGAAGAUCCUCGCCGGAAAUUCAUUUGGUCGGAAAUCUCGUUCUUCGUCAAAUGGUGGGAAAGCGCAGAUGUACAUAAGCAAGAGGCAAUGCGCAAGCUGAUCCUCGGUGGACAGCUUGAGAUGGUGACGGGAGGCUGGGUCAUGACAGACGAAGCCAACGCUCACUAUUUCGCCAUGAUCGAUCAGCUCAUUGAAGGCCAUCAGUGGCUGGAGAAAAAUCUGGGUGUGAUUCCUCGCUCUGGCUGGGCCGUUGAUCCGUUCGGGCACAGCGCCACGAUGCCUUACCUACUGAAACGGGCGAACAUAAGCAGCAUGCUGAUCCAGAGGGUGCAUUACUCCAUCAAGAAGCACUUCGCAGCCACACGGAGCCUUGAAUUCAUGUGGAGGCAGGCCUGGGAUAUUGAAUCGGGCACAGACAUGUUCUGCCACAUGAUGCCAUUUUACAGCUAUGACGUGCCUCACACAUGUGGCCCAGACCCCAAGAUCUGCUGCCAGUUUGAUUUCAAGAGGCUGCCGGGCAGUCGAGUCAACUGUCCGUGGAAGGUGCCGCCCCGAGCCAUCACCGAUGCCAACGUGGCCGAGAGAGCUGGCGUUCUGCUCGAUCAAUACCGUAAAAAAUCCAAGCUGUUUCGUAGCAAAGUGUUGCUGGUUCCUCUCGGGGACGACUUCCGCUACGACAAAGCAUUAGAGUGGGACCAGCAGUACUUCAACUACCAGAAACUGUUUGAUUACAUGAACUCCCGCCGGGAAAUGCAUGUAAAGGCCCAGUUUGCCACGCUGACAGAUUACUUUAAUGCGGUGUACAAGGCUAAAGGAGUCCCUCCGGGGACGAGACCUCCCGAUUAUCCUGUGCUGAGCGGAGACUUCUUCGCUUAUGCAGAUAGAGAGGACCAUUAUUGGAGCGGAUACUACACCUCACGUCCCUUCUACAAAAACCUGGACCGUGUGUUAGAAUCUCACCUACGAGGGGCAGAAAUUCUCUACAGCCUGGCGGUGGCUCACGCACGGCGUGCAGGAUUGGAAGGACGUUAUCCUGUGUCAGAUUACUCGCUCCUCACCGAUGCCAGGCGCAACAUUGGGCUGUUCCAGCACCACGAUGCCAUCACGGGCACCGCCAAAGAGGCUGUCGUCAUAGACUACGGAAACAGGCUACUACAUUCUCUGGUCGGUCUGAAACGAGUCAUCAUUAAUGCUGCACACUUCCUGGUAAUAAAGAAUAAAGACAUUUAUCGCUUCUACCAGACGGAGCCUUUCUUAGAGACGGACGACAGACGCGCCACACAAGACUCUCUCCCGCAGCGCACGCUUAUCGAGCUGGAAUCUACUCCCAGGUAUCUGGUGCUGUUUAACCCCGUCGAGCAGGAGCGUCUGUGUGUGGUCACCAUACUGGUGAAUUCUCUAAGAGUUCGGGUUCUCACUGAAGACGGGCAGACAUUACCGGUUCAGCUCAGCGCGCAGUGGGCGUCUGCUGUUGAGAUGAGUGGAGAGGUCUAUCAGGCUUCUUUCAUGGCACGCCUCCCCGCUCUGGGAUUGGCCGUCUUCCACCUGUAUGACUCUGCUGACUCCCCCAUGACGCUGCGCUCUGAUACGCUGCUCAGGAUCCCGGGGCGGGGUCAGAGCAUACGGGGUUUGGACCCUCUGCCCGUGCGGUCGCAGACGGUAGACGCCCAACCGUUCUACAUCCAGAGCCAGUCGCUCACUCUGGGCUUCUCUGGAACCACAGGCCUGCUGGAGAGCAUUCGACGUAAAGACGAUCCCCAGGAGGUGAGGGUACAGAUCCAGUUCCUCACAUACGGCACUCGACCCUCGAAGGAUAAGAGCGGGGCCUAUCUCUUCCUGCCGGACGGAAAUGCCAAGCCCUAUUCGCAGAGAGAAGCCCCUGUAGUGCGUGUGGUGGAAGGACCUCUCUUCGCUGAGGUUGUGGCACAUUAUCAACACUUCCAGCAGACGGUCCGCAUUCAUAAUGUUCCAGGAAUCGAUGGUCUUUCUCUGGACAUCACUACCAUGGUGGACAUCAGAGAUCAGAAUAACAAGGAGCUGGCCAUGAGGCUGGUUACCGACAUUCAGAGCGGAGAUACUUUCUACACAGACCUCAAUGGUUUCCAGAUCCAGCCUCGCCGGUACUUCCAGAAACUUCCACUGCAGGCUAAUUUCUACCCGAUGCCCGCCAUGGCAUAUAUUCAGGACAGCCAAUACCGGCUCACGCUCCACACGGCCCAGGCGCUCGGGGUCAGCAGCCUGGCCAGCGGUCAGCUGGAGGUGAUCCUAGACCGCAGACUGAUGCAAGACGAUAACCGGGGUCUAGGGCAGGGCCUGAAGGACAACAAACGAACAGCCAAUCGCUUCCGUCUUCUGCUGGAGAGGAGGAGCAACAGCGGAAAGCCUGCUGGCUCCUAUGUCAGAGUCACCAACAUCAUAAACAAAAUCAUUGCUGGUAUUUUAGGAGACGGCCAGGAAGAGCCGAUGGACAGCAGACCAGUCAGCUUCCCGUCGCUGCUCAGUCACAUGACCUCCACCAUCCUGAACCACGAGGUGCUGGCACUGCCCGUGUUGCCCAGGAAACACGGCGUGCCCCCCAUGCGUACCUUCGCUCCAUUGGCUGGCAGCCUGCCCUGUGACUUCCACCUGCUGAACCUCAGGAGCAUCCAAAGCCAGCAGGAUGCCCACUCUCCUUCUUCCUACACGGCUCUGCUCCUCCAUCGACUGGGCCUGGACUGUGGUCUGGAGGCGCAGAACCCUGGUUUCAACUGCACCACCACACAAGGCCAGCUCUCCGUUUCUGGGCUGUUCCGUGGGCUAGAUCUUCAGCUCCUGCAGCCCAUGUCUCUGUCUCUGAUGCACUCCCAGCCCCCGCUCUCCAACGACUCCUCCAUCCAUCUGGAGCCAAUGGAGAUCUCCACCUACAAGCUCAAGCUGUGCUAGAACCAUGUUGCACCAGAACCGGGCUCUCCGUGUGGACCCUUGGAACCUGUGCUAAAGCGGAGAACCACAGCUGGAUGAGACUCUUUUGGAGAUUGUUUAUCCUGAUUAAAUGUAUCUCAAUCAACGCUAACUAAACUCUUAGCAAAAUGGGGAAAAAAAGACUCGAGGAUGAGAUCGUUCCAGCCAAAGUCAGAUUUGGUAGCUGGCCUGUGCGCUAGAGAUAAGAAUGUCCGAGUAUUUUAUUAUUUUUUUUUAGAGAUUUUAUCCGGCAGAGCACUAAUCGGUGAACAUCUUUUUAUUACAGCAAGUGCCGACUUUCUUUUUUCUCCCCCUUUGUCUUUGGCUGGAACUGCUGACCAUUUCUCAUUCAUCGCUGGAGUUCGUACUGUAUGUAAAUAUCUCAAAAACGACAUACAAAUCUGGAUCUAUACCAAACUGUGGGACUCAGUGCAAUAUGUGAAGCUUCUAGCCCUUUUGUUUCUUCAUUUUAUUUGUUAUCUAUCCCUAAGGCCUUGGAUAGAUAGGCUAGUCUUGAAUCAGUGUCGUUGUUUGAGCUCACGCAGUUCUUUUUAUUUCUUUAUCUGUGCUGUGGACGGUUCUGCCUCCGCUCGGCGGCAGAUUGUUGUUUUUCUAUGAAUGUCAAUCAACCAGCUUGGCCUGUGAAGACUGUCAGUGCUGUAACGGACGCGGCAUUUACAGAUCUCUUUCUUUUAGGACGGCUCGUGAACUUGGCCGACAGAAGAAGACGUCUACGAUCCAGCAGCGGUUGAGUCUUCGGUUAGCGCUUUCAUAGAACGGUUAUUGGGUUACGCCUCAAAUCGCAUGACGAGAGCUGACGUUUACAAUCUUUUUUCCAUCCUAGCUUCUGUUAAUGAAUUAAGCUGCUGCCUAAUAAGACAGCUCUGGAUGAUUCACAACACAUUUGAGUUUUUUGUACCAUUUUGAUCGUGUCUAGGCGCAGAAUGUGCUUUAUACUUUGUCAUAUUAUAUGUAGGUUUGAGUCGUAUUUAAGUCAGUCAGUCUUAUUUCAAGGCCAAGAUCAGUCAAGACCAUAUGAGCUUACCUAGACAACAACACAUUCGCAGUAUUUUCAGGUAAACAGAACUCGUAUUCGAUUGUAAAGGUACUAGUGCAGGUAGCAACGGGUUCCUUCACUCAGAUUUAGCCAAUUUCCCACAAGAAAACCCGUUUAGGCCUUAUCUCGCUGUAGGAAGCCCAUCUGUAAUGUGUAGCAGACCCAUCUCAGUCAUUCAUUCUGGCUUUUGUCUGUCACCUCGGUUUGCUUGAAUCGGACAAUUUUGAACAUAAGAAAGCUGUCUGUCCUUCAACCUGUCGUGUCGUUUUGUGUGGUGUCUCACAUUUCCCAGCCUGUCUGUCUCCCCUGGGAAAACCUCUACUCCAGUCUCUGAUUUUAAUUAGAGAAAAAUCUUCACUUCUUUCAACUUUCAGCUCCGUGUCUGAUUAUCUCUCUGUAGUGCGGCCACAUCCAUUAACAUCAGCCAGGCCAUCAUCCAGCUAAUCAAGUUCUGGAGUAGUGUCCUAUCAGGAAGAUAACUCCCCGCAGGAGGAACUCCAAGUAUGGUGUGGCAAACAUCUGUCCGACUCCUUUGGAACACAUUUUGGCGCCCAAUGUAGGGCGCGCUUGCUAUUCCAAAAUUCUGAUUCGUUUUCCCUAUCCGUGCAUUUCCAUGCUUGUUUUUCCUGUGCGUACGCUUUCCAUACUGACAGAUCUCUUUGUUUGAUGUCCUUUAUUUGUGUUGUGUGUUCUGAGAUGGAAAUGAAAUGGUAGUGAAUUGAGAGCAUCAUUUCUUUUGUUUCUUUUUCAUUUUCUGGUUUGGUUUGCUAUUGAGAGAGUCUUCAAAAAAUGACUCAUUAAAGCAAAUGCAGAGACAUUAAUUGGAGGUUUAAUAAAGAUCACACAUGGAAAAAAAGAUGCAAA